Molecule: messenger RNA, 1364 nt
Organism: Camellia sinensis
Lineage: Eukaryota; Viridiplantae; Streptophyta; Magnoliopsida; Ericales; Theaceae
Gene: CXIP1
Product: CAX interacting protein 1
Source: RefSeq, a predicted model, not a curated record
GCUGAAAUGGUAAAAAUAUGACUAUCGCCGUGUGUUUGUGGAGGAGGAUAGGGGAAUCUUGGACGAGGUCACAGACGAUCCGGAUUCAGUCUUGAGGAUUAGGGAAGGAGCGAGAAGAUGGCGGCGUGUGCUUUGGCUUUACAGUCCGUACUACCAGCAUCAGCAUCAGCAUCAUCAUCAUCAUUACUCAUCGUUACAGCCAAAAUUGCAGCGAAGACCCCUUCCCCAUCCCUACUGCAAUACCCCUACACCACCACCACCACUCGCGCAUUUACGGUGGUUUCUUUUUACAACGCUAGAAGAAUUUCCCACAAAAUUCCAUUUCGAUGCAGAUCUGCAUUGACCCCUGAGUUGCAGACCACCUUGGAUAAAGUUGUUACAUCACAAAAGGUGGUUCUUUUCAUGAAGGGAACCAAGGAGUUCCCACAAUGUGGAUUCUCACACACUGUUGUCCAGAUAUUGAAAUCACUGAAUGUACCUUUUGAAACGAUAAACAUACUAGAAAACGACAUGCUGCGUCAGGGAUUGAAGGAGUAUUCCAACUGGCCAACUUUUCCUCAACUUUACAUUGAUGGGGAGUUCUUUGGUGGCUGUGACAUCACUGUGGCUCCAAGCCCACCAUUGGAUUGCAUGAGUCAAACGUUUGUCCCACAUGCCAAAUUUUAGCUUGAUUAGAGAGGCAUAUAAAAGUGGGGAAUUGCAGGAACUGUUGGAGAAGAUACUGUGCUCCUGAUGAAUCAGAAUUUCUGAAUUCCUGUUUGGUAAAGGUUUCAUUUGUACCACUAGUCGCUCAGUGACAAGGCUGUUUUUUAAUGACAAAUGUUAGGGACACUACCACUCUCACUAACAAUCAACACUCACAAGUUUGUGUGGGUCUCAUACCAAGCUUGUGAGUAUAUUAGUAAGAUUGUUAAUAAGAGUGUUAGUGUUCCAAACAUUGUUGUGUUGUAAAUAAUAUAUGGAUUCUAAUACUGUACACUUUUUCUUUUUUAAAUUAUGGUAAGAGAAGAAGUCUUGAUUUGAGGAUGACACAGAACACAGAUGAUUGGCGAAAGGGUAUGGUUUGGGAAAGAAAAAUGCUGUUGGUUACUGAAAGCUUAAAUGAGCUGCUUAUGACUUCUGUUAUUUUGAAAUUUUUGCAUCAGACUGUUUGCUUAUAUGUACAAUAAAAGAUAGCGUAAAUAAGUUGAGUAUCCUGAAACUUGGGGAGGAGUCUUUUUUGUUUACAAAUUAUUAGCUUUCAACUUAGAACGAGCCAACAAGCUCAAUAACGUGUACUCUUUAAGUUCAGUUGGGGCCUAUGUUGUCAGGAUUUACAUUUAAAGGGGCUUUGGAUGGGGGGUAUGAUAUUGACUUUCCUUGCA